CACGCAUACACUGAUAGUUUGUACCUGAUAGGCUGAUGAUACCGAUGCAUUAGACUAAGAGAUAAAGUUCACCAGAACGAAAAUAUAGUAUAAAACAAACCCGUGAUGCGCACUGCAACUCACACAAUUCUGAAACACAGAACCUGAUAACAUCAACUAAAGACACGACUAGUCAAAAUGAAUUCUGAUCUUAUUAACAGAAAUGAAGCCGGGACAAAGUACUCCUGCGCCACCCCCCCAUCAAUCCGAAGACUGCCUAGGUUGGGAGAAUCGUCACCCGUCAGCAUGCGUCAAAAUCAGUCAGCGUUCGUUGAAGGGACAAACGAAGUGCGAUCACGAAGGUCGUUCGACGGCGCCAUGAAUUCCCAACUGGACCAUGCUAUAGAUAUUGCGACCGAGGAGGAGGAAGACCUAUGCAAUUGGCACUAAAUAAUGUAAAAGUCCGUUUUGUUUGGGAAGCGCUCCCCUACACAUGCCGGUUUUGAGAGAAAGCUAAUUGGAAUAACGUGCGAAGCUCGUAGUUGAGCUGUUCAAAUAAACACUUCUAUAUAAAUCCAGAAACCUUGCAGCCUAUCUAAGUUAAUAUAAAUGUCAUUCCGUCCACUUUCAAAGCAUUGUCAUUCUGUGGUUGGUAUAUUGGAAUGACCACGUUAAUUUAGUUGUAAUACGUAAACACCAACUGAUAUAGAAUCACGUUGAAUUGCUGUCAAGUAGAACAAUUACAUUACAUGUGCGUGCACUGAUAUAGAAUCACCGUGAGCUGCUGUCAAGUAGAACA
Messenger RNA from Sphaeroforma arctica JP610, 778 nucleotides. RefSeq lists its product as hypothetical. The coding region runs from base 178 to 429 and encodes 83 amino acids. Lineage: Eukaryota; Ichthyosporea; Ichthyophonida. The transcript has a single exon. The record is from RefSeq and is a predicted model, not a curated record.